GAGGAAGUUGCAAAAAAAUAAAGCUCGUGAUUAAUGUAAACAACGGUGUUUGUCGACAAAUGCAAGAAACCUAAAGACAAUUGUGGAGAGGCACAUAGUAACCCAUUAUUGGAAUAACCAAUGAAGUGUAUAAAAACCAUUUAAUAUGGGGAAAGAAGUGCCGCUACGAUUUUUUAUCAAGUGAAGUCUAUUUCUCGGCUGCUCCAUCAAUAGUUGACAAAAUUAGCAUCUACCUACUCAGAAUGGAGAUACUAUCUUGGGACCACUGGAAGAGUGAGCUGAAAGAGUUUGUGGAUGGUUUCAUCACAUCAGAGGGUCUCCAAGCACAGACUGUGGUGGAUGUGGCUCAGAAACGGCACCUACCUGGGAAAUGGGACCUGAGUCUGAUGUUUGUGCCAUUUGUUGGGUCUCCACAGAUAUCUGAAGAUGAUCUGGACCAGCUAUGUGAGCUUCUACCCAAGGUAUCCAGAGACUGGAGAUACCAAAUAGAAUCGGCUGAGAGGGAGUCCAAAAGGAUCAUGCUGACCAUGGCAAGGCUUGGUGUGUCCAUUGGAGCAAUUCAGACUGUUGCCAUGCUUCCAUCAGAUAAAAGAAGAAGACAGCCGGUCACGUUGCAUCUGGACCUGAAUCUGCCCCCGGGCGGCCCGGACGUCACCCUCACAGCCGAGCGACAGCUGAUCGCGCGUGACGUCACCGACCGACUGCUGCGCUGGGCGGGAUAUGACGUCACCCACUCGGACGGCGACUGUCCGCCGGCCUCCGACGGUGCUCCUCUAGUUUGUGUGACGGCCCACCCGCGGCUGCCGUUGUCCGGAGAGAGGGGUGAUGGUGACGGGAGUGGCGUACAGACGGAGAGAGGGGAGGAGAAGAGGAGAGCGGCGCGGCUGGUGGUGGAGCCGGUGGUCAGCGCGGAGACGGGCAGGAAGGAGCUAGAGCUGACUGCCGCCGAGCUGCGCAGACGGCGUUGCGCGGCGCUGCUGUCGGCCGGCCGGAGCCGGGAGCGGGGCUGCUCGCCGGAGCGCGCCGCCCGGCUAGCCGCCGCCUCUGUGGCCCACCAGCUGCUCCAGGUGUCCGUGGGCUCUCCGUGCCGGGUGGCCACCGGUCCGGUCUGUGGCGAGCGACCAGCCGACGGAGCCCUGUUCGCGCUCUAUAACGGCGCUCGGCUGCGCGCGCUGCUGGCAGGCUUUGAGGAGCGCGUGGCGGCCGGCGAGUACCCGCCGCUGCCCCCGGUGGCGCAGCUCGGACACAAGUUCAGCGCUCUCAGCACGGAGGACGAGUGGGAGCUGGUGUGGCGCCACCUACUGCCGUUCCCCGGCCUCGUCCAGGCGUGUGCCGAGGCGUCGCUGGCCGGCCGACCGGCCCUGCAUCGCCUCUGCUCUGGUCUGGAGGCUCUCAGUCACACCUUCAGUCGCUACUACAGUCGUACCCACGUUCUUACGCCGCCUCUGGAGCACCUGAUGGACACGCUGCACGUGCGCAUCCACCUGCUGAAGGCGGCGCAGAUCGUCUUCGACACCUACUUCGAGCUACUGGGCUACGAGCCCCUGGAGCGGAUGUAGAUGAGGUCACCUCUCAGAGUCAAGAUGCCGUGGUGGCAGGCAGCACCACGCGUUGAUGUAGCGGCAGAAGAAUCGUUUCACGGGACCAAGCGGCUGUGGUGAGUUGUGAUAUGAUUUGUUAUCAGGGAUGUGGUUUCUAGAGUUCACGUUUUCUUGUUGGUACGUUUAGUGUUCAUAAUCAGGAUGGUUUUGAAUUUGUUACCUUUUUGAUCUCCGUACUCGUUCAUCGCGGUUCAUGCUGCCUUCGAACGAGUUGACGGAAGCCAGGUAUGCAUUAUCAAUGCAUUUUUGUUGCGUUUGCACCUACAUUUCAUUCUUAGACUGGAUGUGGGCACGUUUGCUCAAACCGUUACGAUCAUUAAUCUAGUCCGGAAGAGGCGUCUCACCGUGGGUUUUGUGUCAGGUUUACUCAGAUCUUCACCACGCUCAGCGUUUCGCCAAAGGCGAGGUGGCGCAAGUGCAUUAUCGGAAUGUGCGACUAGAAGUGCGGAUAUGCGUUGGUACCGCGGGAUGGACAAGGAUCUGCGUUUCAGUUGUGGGUUUGCGGUGCUGGUGACCGCAGCAAGUCUGGUUUGUUUCAACGUGUUAUUAUGGCAAGUGCAGCUGAUGCUGGCGCCUGUUUCCGUCACUUUUUUACUCGUGUGAACUGAGUGUUACGGAGUACAGAAUUUGUGUGAUUCUGCAAUACAGAGUCGUUAUGUA
Messenger RNA from Amphibalanus amphitrite, 2261 nucleotides. RefSeq lists its product as uncharacterized. Gene Ontology annotation, biological process: tRNA C3-cytosine methylation; arginyl-tRNA aminoacylation. Bases 243 to 1559 code for a protein of 438 amino acids. Gene Ontology annotation, molecular function: ATP binding; tRNA binding; arginine-tRNA ligase activity. The transcript has 7 exons. Lineage: Eukaryota; Metazoa; Arthropoda; Thecostraca; Balanomorpha; Balanidae. The record is from RefSeq and is a predicted model, not a curated record.